CCAAGCCCUACCCAACGCUCCCAAUUCACCACGUCGCAUGCCAGACAGCGCACUCCUGUCGGCGUUCACCGCCCAGACCAAGUCGCCUUCACCAACGGCUCGCACGCCCAUCGUCAUCGCAAUCUCCUGCACCACUCCAUUCGCCGACCGUGCCCUGUAGCCUGGACCGCCCCGUUCUGCAAAACUCUACGCGACUUCACGCGUCAAAGCGUCUGGAGAGACUAUACAAGGUCUCUAGGGACGUCGGCCGCCUCGCAUGUAAUGGCAGCAGCGCGCCGACAGCCGUCCAUGCAGAUUUUUCAGGAUCCCGUACCACCUGAGGAUCCCCACCAGGCCGCCCCCUACGAUCCGCGCUAUCUCGACGCCUUUGUGAGCAUCGUGGACGUGUCGAACGACUCGCACACCCUCCUCGCCCCGCCAGACGCCUUCACCACCGAACCGUCGCCACGCAAAGGGCGUCACCUCUCCAGCUCUCCCACACGCAACGUGCUUGGCAAGAAGGACGUCAACCUCCCACCACCGAGAGAGCAGCGUUUCCGCACUGACGCGCCCAUGAAGAAGGCGCACCAGCCCGGGCAUCCGCACACGAUGGCUCCCGUACAGUGCUGGAACAACCUGCCGUCGUCCCAGAUGAACAAGGAGAACGCAUACGCCUACCCGGAACCCAAAAUGGCCGCCAUGGCAGCGGCAGAGCCACCGGUAAAACACGCCGCCAACAACAAACGCGCCCUCACGGACGCAGCACCAUUGCGCGACCGCAGCAAGAAGCAGAAGGUCGCCAAGGAUAUCAAGGUCGAAGAAACAGAAGGACCCCUCCCUGAGCCAGACGAGAUGCCCACUGUCGAGGAUGAUGGCAACAAGCCGUCGUAUAGCUACGCGAUGCUCAUUGGAAUGGCCAUUCUCCGUGCGCCAAGUCGACGCCUCACAUUGGCGCAGAUCUACAAAUGGAUCUCAGACACAUUUGCAUUCUACCGCAACUCGCAAGAGACAGGGUGGCAGAAUAGCAUCCGUCACAAUCUCAGCCUGAGCAAAUCAUUUUCGAAACAGGAGCGACCGAAGGAUGACCCUGGAAAAGGCCACUACUGGGUCAUCAACGCCGGCUUCGAGAAGCAGUACCACAAGGUCAAGCCCACACGCCGUUCCACUAACCCUGAGAGUUUGGUUCCGGCAUACCCCAGCGACCUGCCUCGCCCGUCCACGUCAACGUCUGCUAGCUUCCCGCCUAUGAGCUCGACCAAAGGCUUCGACUCGAGCAGAUUCCCUGAGCCAGAGGAGAAUGACCUGCCAGACUCGGAUGCCACCAUUCCGUGCUCAGACCCUGCUGCCCACGACGGACAUGACUCAGUGAAUAUGCCACCGCCGCGUGCAUUGCCGUCCUCGCCACCACCUGCUGACAUUCAAUCGUCUCCACCGCCGCCUGUCUCACGUUCGCGAUCUGUUCGCGAGGAUACUCCUCCACGUGGACCUCGCUUUCCAUCCAACAGCAGCCGAUCAGGUGGACGCCGACGUAAGUUCAAUGGUCUUGGCGACAGCGGUUACUACUCUUCCAUUGAGUCAUCAGCGAUCAAGGGUAACCCGCUCGGACCACUCCUCACUUCCGAGGCUGAUCUUGAUCGCCCAUCCAUCAAGAAGGGACGUGCGGAAGAGGAAAUUGCCCGGAUUCGUGGCUCCUCAUACGACUCUCCUUCCAAGCCCAGGCCUUACAUGAGACAGCCUAAUGCUGCCCAACCUAUCUCGUCGCCCUUUCGCUUAAGCGAGAAGCCCGGAAACCCGCUCACCCCUGCCAUCGUCUUCAAGCGCCCUGCUUUGCCACCUGCAUCCGCAUCGCCAAAUACCAACCUGCGCAACCACAGGAACAAGAUGCGCGAACUCGUUGGAGGAUCGCCAGACAAGAACCUAGCUAUGUGGGCUGAUACAUCCUUUCUGGAUGCCAAGGGUUGGAGUCCCGCUAUUUCGAUCCCUAACGAAGAGCAAGUUAAUCUUGUCAGCGAGGGUUUCGAAAGCACAUUCGAUAUCUUUGGUGACUUCGGCUACAAUGAGAGCCCACUGAAGCGCAGUGUUGGCAAGCAGCGACCACGCAUGGAACGCGCUGUCACCACAAGUGGUGUCCUCGCUGACAUUACUGGCUCUAAGAGUAACUUUGUGAACUCGCCCACUCCCAACUGGAAGAUGGCGUCCUCUUUCCUCAACAUCCCCAACCUAUCGCCGCUCAAGGGCAUGUCGCCGCUCAAGGCUCCCCAGCUGAGGCCUCCGACAUCCACCGCGUUGGCUGGCCUGGGUCUUUCUCUUGGCGGACCAAAUAAGGAGAACAAGCUCACCGGCCUUAUACCUCCAGAGUCCUACAGCGCCCCUUCAACACAGCAGCAGAGCAAGGAUGAUGAUGACAUCUUCCACCUUCUGCACAGCGAUGAGUCUGAGCCGGGUAUCGACCUGCUGCAAGGGUUCGAAAAGAUUGGUGCGCGACCGUCCGCUGUCGCCCCCAACGGCUCACCCAAGAAGCUGUCGAGACCUGGUCUCGCCCGCAGCAACACUGUUCGUUUUUAAGCUAAUGAUGCACAUGAGCAGAAAGCGAUCUUUCGGCCCGGGUCAGUCCAGGCUUGAGCAUUGUCACGAAGUUGCAGCCGCCUCGCAAGGCUGGCUCCUCGUGAUCUUGCAACACAGCCAGGUUGAUGUACGCGUCGAAGGUGAGCUAUGCUGUUCAGAUGUG
Didymella exigua CBS 183.55 is the source of this 2707-nucleotide messenger RNA. RefSeq lists its product as uncharacterized. The transcript has a single exon. Bases 262 to 2544 code for a protein of 760 amino acids. Gene Ontology annotation, biological process: regulation of transcription by RNA polymerase II. Gene Ontology annotation, molecular function: DNA-binding transcription factor activity, RNA polymerase II-specific; RNA polymerase II cis-regulatory region sequence-specific DNA binding. Lineage: Eukaryota; Fungi; Ascomycota; Dothideomycetes; Pleosporales; Didymellaceae. The record is from RefSeq and is a predicted model, not a curated record.